Puccinia graminis f. sp. tritici CRL 75-36-700-3 is the source of this 2380-nucleotide messenger RNA. RefSeq lists its product as uncharacterized. The record is from RefSeq and is a predicted model, not a curated record. Bases 247 to 2100 code for a protein of 617 amino acids. The transcript is spliced from 8 exons. NCBI's taxonomy places the organism in Eukaryota, Fungi, Basidiomycota, Pucciniomycetes, Pucciniales, Pucciniaceae.
GGAGAAUCCUUCAACGCCGAGAAAGAAAGAAAAACAUCAAAGUCCCUGCUCCAGACCAAACACAACUUCCUGGUCAUACAUAGAACAAAAAUCGAACACUUAUUGAGCUCCGAUAGAUAGAUAGAUAGAGGCCCUCAUUGCGUUUCAGAAAUCUUCUCCGUCCCGCUCCUCGAUCGAUCGACGUCAUCAUCAGUCUUAUCGAUUGACCCAGCCCUACCUAGACUCCAGUGCACACAUUCGAAUCCUAUGGCUGGCCCCACCACUACCGAUCAGCCCGUCCCCCCGACCUCGACAACGAAUACCACUCGUGUCAUCCCCGGACUUUCCUCUCAACCACCCAACAACCCGGCUUCCAAGCGCUCCCGUAAAAAGAAAACUGGCUCAAAAGUCGAUGACACCACCAAGGCCGUCGCCCCCGUUCCCGCCAUUGUCGAUGAGCCCAAUGAGCUCACCGAACCUGCUCCUGCACCAGUCAUCGCAUCCGUGCCCGAGCCUCUCAAUGGGCUGACCCCAUCAGCCCCACCCGCCUCAGCUUCUGUAUCCAUAUCGCCCGUUCAACAAGUCCAAAAGCGGAUCAGAGCUGCAACUAAGAAACUGCAACGAAUUGGCGGUUACGAGAGUAGCACUGUUCCGUUGAACGAAGAUCAAAAACGGGCUAUCGCUUCUAAACCAGCCUUAGAAGCGACCGUCAAAGAAUUGCAAGACUUGUUGAAAAUUCUAGAAGAAGAUGAGAAACUCGAUGAGCUUCGAAUUCAAGCUGUACGAGAAGAAGAGGAACUGAAAGUGCAAGGAAGGGUUGACAGUGCGGUUCUCUCCGAGCAGAAAAAAGCCGAAUCAAAUUUGACAUUCUUGCUGCAAUUCCUGCAUCUGUACUCUCUUGUUAACUCAGCCACUCGGCCAACUGACUCUUUCGCGCCACCUAUCGUCUCACCCGUGAUACAAAACGCUACAGCCCAGGAGCUAGCCGCUGUGAAUGCUCUCUUUCAUCGAUUGGCUGAUGGACCCAUCGCUGGUGGUGAUGGGGACGCCUUUGAUAGUAUCAAUCGGUUUACUCAAGGUCAUACUGGUGACGUCAUCGAGGGUGUUUCAUUCGCAAAGGUCAAGGAGAUGGUUAUCCAGCUCACCGCAUCUCCUGCAGAGCUAGCGCCAGUGGCUCAGAUCCCACCAUCCAACCAAGACCAGUUGAAAGUUGAAGAGGAGGUCGCACCAGUCAAUUCAUCUGCACCACUUGGAAACAUGAUGUUUUUACAACAAUCUGAAGUCUUGCCACCCGUGGGAUCUACUGCCGGUGAAGAUCAAACUCCGGCAGCUGUGCCUGACCCCUCACCUCCCACCUCCCACCCAGUGCCGAUCGUGGAGAAGGAGCCGAUCAUCGACCAUGUGGCAAGGAACAAGCAGCUGCUCGAACAAGCGACGAUCGUUACACCAGAACAUCUACCAUCAAGUAUGAAGGAUUGGACCGCAGGUGAACAAUCCCAACCCUCGGUACAGCUGCAGGCAGCGCCAGCAGCUUCCCAGGACUGGAACACCGCCCCGGAGCACUUGAGCGCCACUCAAGCCGAAGUAGUUGCGAGGACGAUCGACUGGGCGGAAGAUGUGCAAGGUCAAGGCGAGGGUCAGCCCAACCAUCUGGCCACGAACUUUACGCCGGCCCCACCACCCCCACCGCCACAAUCGCAUCUCCCAGGAGAUCUCGGCUCAGGUCAGCUACCACUAGGUCCACCCCACCACCACAUGAACAAUCCACGAGGUCACUUCCGUGGUCGGGGAGGAUAUCGAGGUGGCCCGGGGAUGCCCCGGGGAGGAGCCAACCACGACGGAUAUCGAGGUGGACGGGGAUGGUAUAGGGGUAAUCCUGGAGGAUACCGGGGUGGUCGGGAGGGGCCGCCUCCGAUGGAGAUGAAUGGCUGGCGACCGGGUCCUGGGGGUCCGCCAGAGGCCAAUGGAGGAUAUCGACCUCGGGCAGAUUACCCUGGUGGCAGAUAUGGUGGACAUCGUGGUGGACCUCGGGGAGGCAAUGCGUUCCAUCGCCCUCCUCCACCGCCCUCGCAAGUCUAUCAUCCCGAAGUUGCAGCUGGUCCGGGUGGCAACAUGUAUUAGUUCUAUCUCAAGCCCUGGCUAUGAUGAGUAGGGAGUCGGAGCAAGCAUGAUGGAAUUCACUCUCUUUGAGCUACCCGCCUUUCGCCCAUCCGCCCCCCCCGCCCCCCAUCCCAAGCCGCCCUAAUGAAUUGUUAUACAUAGUAUGCUCACUCUAAGCCAAUAUGUCUUGUCCAGUCUCUCUUCGAUCCUAUCCUGCAGCCCGCUCCCUCCCUCCCUCCAAUGUAUAUCCAUGUUUCUCACUUUGAGCGGUUGAGGUGAAAUCUUAAGAUCUGAGAAGCCC